This is a messenger RNA of Styela clava, 1653 nucleotides long. The record is from RefSeq and is a predicted model, not a curated record. Lineage: Eukaryota; Metazoa; Chordata; Ascidiacea; Stolidobranchia; Styelidae.
CACCAUUUUUUUUAUCCAUUUAAUUCUUUUCGUUUCUGUCUAUUUUGUGGGGGUGUUUCCGAUUCACUGAUUCUCAAAGGUUUCCGAGACGAAAUUCUAGAUUUUCAAGGAGCCCUCAUUGGCUGUAUUACAUGAGUAACGCCAGCGAUGACUCGGACACUGCUUUGCUGAACGAAAGGACACGUUUAAUCAACGUCAAUAUGGAUAAUAAUGUGGAUAGCGCGAAUGUGGAAGUUCGCCCAAGGCCGUCAACUUCAAGACAAUCAGAUUCAGCAUCACAACAAGAAGGUCAGCAUGAAAGCACUCAACCACGACAAAGACGAAGAAGAAGGGAAAGGACGCAGGAAGAAGAGGAACAAGAAGAAGAAAUGGCGAUGAAAUACGGAGCAAGUACCGUCAUCUCACUAUUCGUGCCUGUCACUUUAUGUAUGGCGGUCGUUGUGGCUACAAUUAGCUCUGUUUCGUACUACACCGACCAAAGUGACAAUAUCUACCUCGCUUACACUCCGUUUCAUACCGAGGAUGCAGACACAGGACAAGUUGUUUGGGAAACCAUUCUAAAUUCUUUGAUAAUGAUCGGAGUGAUUUUCGUAAUGACUGUUGUACUGGUUCUGUUGUAUAAGUACAGAUGCUACAAGGUAAUUCACGGUUGGCUGGUCGUGUCAUCUCUUUUGAUGCUGUUUCUAUUCGCAUACUUAUAUUUCGGAGAAGUUUUUAGAGCGUAUAACGUCGCAAUGGAUUACAUAACUAUAUCAAUUGUACUCUGGAAUUUUGGAGUCGUUGGGAUGGCCUGCAUACAUUGGAAAGGUCCUCUCUUGCUCCAGCAAGCAUAUUUGAUUAUCGUCUCAGCAUUGAUGGCUCUGGUUUUCAUAAAAUAUUUACCGGAAUGGACAGCGUGGUUGAUCCUUGCUGUUGUUGCCGUUUAUGAUAUUAUGGCCGUGCUGUGCCCUAGAGGCCCACUCAGAGUUCUCGUUGAGCUGGCACAAGAGCGAGACGAACCGAUAUUUCCAGCUUUGAUUUAUUCAUCUGCAAUGAUGUGGCCGACAAUAUCCAUGGCCCAGAAUGGUGAAGAAAACAGUCAUCAGCAAAAUCGUGACCAAUCAGCAUCUGAUGAUGAAAAUCCGGAUGAAAGCGGUGGAUUCGAUGCUCGAUGGAGCAGAACAAGAACUGAUCAGGAGGUUGAAGUAGCCACAUCCCACGAGAGUCGUGAACAAGCGAGAGCAGCCCAAGGAACUCCACCCCCAGUCCCAGAAGAAGAAGACAAGGGAGUAAAGCUCGGACUUGGAGAUUUUAUAUUUUACAGUGUACUUGUUGGAAAAGCCUCAGCAUCAGGAGAUUGGAACACAACAUUGGCUUGUUUCGUUGCAAUUCUUAUCGGGUUAUGUUUUACGCUGAUACUCCUUGCUAUAUUCAGACAAGCCCUGCCUGCUUUACCAAUCUCUAUCGCAUUUGGCCUUAUCUUUUAUUUCAGCACUGAUUAUGUAACGCGACCCUUCAUGGACCAAAUCAAUUCUCAUCAGAUUUAUCUAUAACAGAAGAUAGCCACCUAGUGGUGGCCUCUCAGGUGUGACCAAUUCAAACAUGGAUGAUUUAAUACCGGGAUUCUCUAACUUGCACGACCCAUGGUCCCCUCCCUCCCCCCCCCCAAUAACC